Melanaphis sacchari is the source of this 1397-nucleotide messenger RNA. RefSeq names its product mucin-2-like. The record is from RefSeq and is a predicted model, not a curated record. Lineage: Eukaryota; Metazoa; Arthropoda; Insecta; Hemiptera; Aphididae. The transcript is spliced from 2 exons. Bases 51 to 1304 code for a protein of 417 amino acids.
GAUGUAGUACUUAAAUCGUUGUACUACACUGUUCACCGUUAAACUUCACAAUGACUCCAUUCGGUAUCAUUCUAGUAACUGCUGUGUUCUCUUCCCAGAUUAUACAAACUAUAACACAACCUAAAAAAUAUCGAUGUGCUUCGUUCAGACCAUUGCCUCAACCAAACUCAGAACCAAUAUCGUCCUUUAUUUUAAGAGUGCCGCCAUUAUCGGUUACAAAAUCACAGUCUAAUACCACAAAAUCUCCAGGAUCAGCUUCAAAAUCGUCGGUUUCAGUCAAUAAAUCACAGAAUUCAGUUUCAAAAUCACCGUCUUCAAUUUUAGAACCGUCGUCUUCGGUCACUAAAUCAUCAUCAACAGUUCAAAAAGUAACUAACUCAUCACGUACAGCCAACAGAUUUCCACCCGAUUCAUCUUUUAGUUUAUUUAAGUUACCAUUACAAUUAAUUUCGAGUUUAUUGGUACCACUAAUACCAUCAACAAUUAGACAAAACACGUCCACAAUCAUUUCACCACAAUUUAAUUUGCAGAUGCCUUUAACAAUCUCGACGUUUCAUGACCCCAAAUAUAUACCCUCAAAUGUGCCUGUUGUGUGUAAAAAUUUACCUAAAUCUUGUAACUCUCCACCUAAUGACACAAAUAAUUCAAAUUACAUUUUUUGUAAUUCUCUACUAGGGAGUUCACAUAAAUCUAUUGUUUAUAAUUGGAUUUGCAACUCUUUGCUAAACAAGAUUCAAAAUGUAAAUUGUACUGUUCCACCAAUUGAAUGUGACCCUCCUGAAGAACCUAAUUCUUCCACGACGGUUAAUCCUACGGUUACACCUAUAACGACUGACUCUACUGUUACACCAACUGCUGGUACUACACCAACAGAUAUUACUACACCAACAGAUAAAACUACACCGAAAGAUAAGACUACACCAACAGUUAUUGAUACUACUACACCAACAGUUAUUGAUACUACUACACCAACAGUUAUUGAUACUACUACACCAACAUCUACACCACAAUAUCCUAUACCACCAUGUACAUCAAAUACGUGCCAUAGACCUUGUAUACCACUAGUCCAUAUUCCAAAACCAAAACCAAAACCUUGUAGUUUACCAGUUACUCAUUUGCAUUCGCAUAUACCAUUAAAGCAUUAUCCACCACUACAUCAUGCAUCUUGUUCGCCAUCUUACGCUUAUUUUAAUUCUUUGUUCGAUUCUACAACUUACAAACCUGAUGAAAACCUUGAUUCAAAUCUACAAAAGGACAUCCUUUUAAAAAUAUUAAAAAGUUUGAUUUCUAAUUCUAAUUUAUAAUCGCCGUCUACAAGUAAGUAAUUUUUUUUUAAAUUAACACUUUAUUUGAAUCUUAAAUAGCAUGAUACGCACAUCAUAUUAUAAAUGUUGGUC